Messenger RNA from Suricata suricatta (meerkat), 1418 nucleotides. It is a transcript of the gene NIFK, whose product is annotated as nucleolar protein interacting with the FHA domain of MKI67. NCBI's taxonomy places the organism in Eukaryota, Metazoa, Chordata, Mammalia, Carnivora, Herpestidae. Gene Ontology annotation, cellular component: nucleolus. The coding region runs from base 75 to 965 and encodes 296 amino acids. Gene Ontology annotation, biological process: maturation of LSU-rRNA from tricistronic rRNA transcript (SSU-rRNA, 5.8S rRNA, LSU-rRNA). Gene Ontology annotation, molecular function: RNA binding. The transcript is spliced from 7 exons. The record is from RefSeq and is a predicted model, not a curated record.
CCGCUUUAGAGGACCUGAGGGCUCGGCGUUUCCGGGGGAGCCGCGUGGAGCUCUUUGGCCUGGAGGCUGUCGCCAUGGCGGUCUUCGCGGGCCCGGCUAAGCCGUUGCUGUCGUUGAACCCGCAGGAGGAGGCCAAGUUUCAGAAGGAGGUCGCGCAAGUUCGCCAGCGCGCAAACCAGCGACAGAAGAAAGAAAAACUUACUCCUGGAGUAAUCUAUGUGGGCCACUUACCUCCAGCACUUUAUGAGACCCAGAUCCGAGCAUAUUUCUCCCAGUUUGGCACUGUUACAAGAUUCAGACUGUCCAGGAGUAAACGGACAGGAAACAGUAAAGGCUAUGCGUUUGUGGAGUUUGCAUCUGAAGAUGUUGCCAAGAUUGUUGGUGAAACCAUGAACAACUACCUCUUUGGUGAAAGACUCUUAAAGUGUCAUUUUAUACCGCCUGAAAAAGUCCACGAAGAGCUCUUUAGAGAGUGGUAUAUUCCAUUUAAAAAGCCAUCCUUUCCAGCAGUGAAACGGUAUAACCAGAAUCGGACACUUCUUCAGAAGCUCCAGAUGGAGGAGCGAUUUAAAAAGAAGGAAAAAUUACUCAGGAAGAAAUUGGCUAAAAAAGGAAUUGAUUAUGAUUUCCCUUCACUGGUUUUACAGAAAAAGAAAAAAAGAAAUGCUUCAGCUCCUGGUCUUCAGAAAUCUAUAAGUAGCCAGGUCUUAUCGAAGAAAAAGAAGAAGAAGGCUUCAUGCACUCCUAGCACUCCUGAGCAGACUGUGGAUAGCCAGGGCCCCACACCGGUUUGUACACCAACAUUUUUGGAGAAACGAAAAUCUGAAGUGGCUAAGAUGAAUGUUGAUGAAAAAGAUGACGAAGUAGUUUUCAAACAGCCUGUACCUGGCAUAAAAGAAGAAACACAAGAGACUCAAACACCUACACGCUCAAGGAAAAAAAGACGAAGAAAAGACAAUCAGUGAUUCUAAAUGUAUUCUUUUUCUUCUGAAAAAUGUGAUUUUACUGUGAGGGCUGCUUGUUUUAACUCCGUGCACUGGGGGCCAUCACGGACUGGGCUCUUGGAGGACAGCUGCCGGCUCACGUCCUCGGUGGCGGGGCUCCCGCGGCCUCUGUCCUGUCUCUGGUUUUCCUCGCACAUCUCGUAGCUGUCUCUAGUCACUCUUCCUGAUAGAAACGUCACCAUUUACUGCAGCUGUGGUUGUUACCGACAGAUAAAGAAAAUAAACUCUUGCUUGACCACCUACAGUGUUCUCCGUCAGGCUGUGCGCGGCCAACCCCUAGGGGCACAUGGUACUUGGACGUGAUCACUUUUACUAAGUUACGUUCUUGGUGGGCGAGCAAGGUUUAGUGACUGUCAUUUGUGUUAAUGUCGUUGGUGUGGAAUUGUAUUUCGGGAAUAAACUUUUUCUACGGUU